UCGUUCACAAGAAAAACACGAACAAAUCCCCCUCUCUCUCUCUCUCUCUCUCUCUCUCUCUCUCUCUCUCUCUCUCUCAUCAUCUCUCUUUCUCUCUCAUAAUUUUGAGAAAUUGAUAAGAAGAAACAGAAACCAGUAACAUUUGGCGCAUUUGAAAUUUCUUCUGAGAGGAUUUUUGAUACUUUAUUCUGCCAGGCGGAAUCGUGAAAGGUUGAUGAACUCAGAUUCGAUUUCAGGAUGGUACAUCUGAGAAAUUUGAGAUCAGUUUCCUGGAUAAAACGAUCGGAAUCGGAUGCAGAAACCUAGUUGAGCCGGUGAUUUGUUCUCGUUCCACCGUGAGCUGUAUUCGCUGCGUUUGAAGACUGUAUCAGCGCAAUUUUUGCGUAUUCUUCGUAUUUGAGAGGAUAAUCUGAACGUUUGGCCUAAAAAUUAAGAUUCAAAUUCGGUUUUAUUGCAGCGAUUUAUCGGAAAAUCUGAAAGCGAGAAGGAAAAUCCAGCUCGUCUCUGCAGAAGAAACUGUAGAAUUCCGCAUCGGCAGAGCACAAACGUCCGUUAAUCCCGAUUUGACGGUCGUUCCACUUUUGACGGUGCAUAAAAAAAGGGGAGAUGGAGAGGAAGAAUACUCAUUCCACCAAUAGAGACGGGUUGUUACCGCCCGUGUCCACGUCAGCUGCAACGACGUCGUCUGAUUUCGGGUUGCAGUGGGGGAACCGGAAAAGGCUACGCGCUUUAAGGUCCACACGAAGGACCACGUCAUUAAUAAUGACGACCCGACCCGCUCCGGAGCGGUUCAUCGGGCAACGACCCGAGUAUAGUCGGGUAGUUAGGUCGCGGGUGGUUAGAUCGGUUCUUAAUUGUGAUGCUAGUAAGGAUCCGAACCCGAAUCAGCAGAACAAUAAUAAUGUUGUUAGGAGCAGCGGUGGUGGUAGUAGUUAUCUGAACCUUCGUCGGCGUCCGGCUUCUCCAUCUCAUCGGACUUUGAGGAAUCCAGAGAGUUCAAUUGGUAUGAAAGGAAAUAGUAAUGGAGUGGUGAGGCGUCUGACCUCUCCGGAUAGAGGUGAUAGGAAACCCACUGCUACAGCUGGUAAUAUUAAUAUUAAUAAUAAUAAUAAUAACAAGACCAACAAUAGUAAUGACAACCACCACGGCAGCGGCGGCGGAAGCGGUGGUUCUGGGUCGUCGGAGAUAGCCCGAGAGGGGUCGUCAUCCGGCGGAGAAACAAUCGCCGCCGUGUGGCCGCCGAAGUUUGUGAUAGCCUUGACUAACAAAGAAAAAGAAGAGGAUUUCAUGGCAAUUAAAGGGUCGAAACUUCCUCAAAGACCCAAAAAGCGAGCCAAGUUUGUUCAACGCACACUCAAUCUGGUAAGUCCGGGUGCAUGGCUAUGUGAUUUGACACUUGAACGUUACGAGGUCCGAGAGAAGAAGGUUACCAAGAAGAGACCAAGAGGGUUGAAGGCUAUGGGAAAUAUGGAAUCAGACUCGGAAUAGGAGGAAUAUUGUUAGGAAAACAGCCAAAAGUGUGUAAAUUGAAAGAGAGAAGAAAAAGAGAGGUUGAAAAUUUCAUGGAAGUUGGAGCCUUGAGUGUUGGGUUUUAUAGAUGCUGCACCCGGUCAUUUUGAACCAUUGAUCUCUACAACAACACACAUACUAUGUGCAUGUGCUUAGUGGGUUAUUAUUAAUAUAGAUCAACUGUUCAAAAUCGCCCAGUGUGUUACACCAGGUGUAGCAUCGUAUACACCCUUUGAUUAUAUCGUAUCAGGGACUUUACAAUAUAAUAUUUUGUGCGGGUGUA
Messenger RNA from Erythranthe guttata (spotted monkey flower), 1792 nucleotides. RefSeq lists its product as uncharacterized. The record is from RefSeq and is a predicted model, not a curated record. Lineage: Eukaryota; Viridiplantae; Streptophyta; Magnoliopsida; Lamiales; Phrymaceae.